AUGCUCGUCUACCAUCGAGUCACCAAUUAUGCGUGUGCAAGUCUUGCAAGGGCUGCUGCACGCUGCCUGACGUCCUCUGCUGCACCUAGCGACUCGUCAAGCAGUAGCACUUCCUCACAAACCGACUCCAUUUUCGCCACCAAAGAAUCUCCUUGGGACCGUAUUCUGGGCGACUCCAUCAAUGACAUACCACCUAUCCUCCCCACCCCAGCACGCAAGGGAUUGCGUGCUGGCGGUUUAGAAACACCAGGACACACCCGCGCACGCAGACAAGCAAUGACAGCCCGCGAAGUCAGCGCGUUUGACGAAAUGUUCAACAUGAUAUUCGACGCCGUCUCAGAGCAAAAGAACCCCUCCGCCAGGCUCUCACCACAGAAAGACGACCCACUCGCCGUCCUCAACGGAAUAGGGCGCAAACCAUUCGGCCAAGCCCCAAUGACAGACCUAUUCGGCAAACUCAGACGACACUCAAAACGGUUGAAAUGGACGACAGAGGCGGAUCAGGAAUUUGAUAAGAAGAAGGAAGAAAUGGAGCUUUGCGAUACGGAUCAGCAGCUGCUUGAAUGGGCUAUGCGGGAAGUGUUUGGGCAGUCUCAGCAAUACGAGGAACGUGCGCGGAAUGCUAUUGCAAAAGCUGAGGAGCAACAUGCCCCAACUCCAGCGGCGUCGAACGCAAAUGCAAACGCGAGCGCAAAUCCACAACCACAGCUAACACAACCUGCAUCUUCGCACCCUGACCUCCAACACCCGACCUAUCCUUACCUCAUCGCGCAUCUCAUGCGUUCUUUCCGUGACAAGUACCGUGACCCCCACCUCGCCCUCUCCAUCUUUGACUACGCCCGCCAUCUAAGCAUCCCAAGCUACGUAUUCGGGUGCACCACGCCCGCAUACAACGAGCUCAUAGAAACUCGGUGGUCAUGUUUCCGCGACCUCAAAGGCGUACACGACGCCCUCGAAGAGAUGCGCGUGAACGGUGUCGAGCCCGAUGGCAGAACCAAGAAGCUCGUCGAAAAACUACGGCGCGAAGUAGGCGCACGCACUAUUUGGGAAGAGGAAUCUGUGUUUGGGAGUGGGGAGGUUAUUGGGAUGUUGGCUAAAAUCGAGCAGCUUGCUAUUAAGGAGCCGAGACGGAAGCAGGGGAAGGGGAAAGCGUCGGGCAAGCAGAGGGCGCCGGCUUUUGAUGCGUGGAAGGGGGACGCGCUCAAGGAGGACCUUCAGGAUGGGUAUGAGUUUGGUCAGUGGAGUGGUUCUCGCAAGCCGAAGCCGAAGCCGAGGCGUCGGGAACAGGAUUCAGAACGGACAGGGCUGGAUGAUUGGCUCGAUGGCAAAAUACCAGGCGAAGAUCGUCUAGAAUUCAAAUAG
Suillus clintonianus is the source of this 1362-nucleotide messenger RNA. RefSeq lists its product as uncharacterized. Bases 1 to 1362 code for a protein of 453 amino acids. The transcript has a single exon. The record is from RefSeq and is a predicted model, not a curated record. Gene Ontology annotation, cellular component: mitochondrion. NCBI's taxonomy places the organism in Eukaryota, Fungi, Basidiomycota, Agaricomycetes, Boletales, Suillaceae.